This is a messenger RNA of Exophiala aquamarina CBS 119918, 2526 nucleotides long. RefSeq lists its product as uncharacterized. The transcript has 2 exons. Bases 1 to 2526 code for a protein of 841 amino acids. Gene Ontology annotation, molecular function: ubiquitin protein ligase activity. The record is from RefSeq and is a predicted model, not a curated record. NCBI's taxonomy places the organism in Eukaryota, Fungi, Ascomycota, Eurotiomycetes, Chaetothyriales, Herpotrichiellaceae. Gene Ontology annotation, biological process: protein ubiquitination.
AUGGGCAACAGCUCUUCAGUUCCUCGUACGCAGGUCGACGACGAACAUCUACAAGAGUUCACACAUACCAAUAAUGACACGAGACCCACUGGGAGAAGUUCCCGUCUCGCCCGAAGAAAUGUCCACUCCAUACGCGCCGCAGGACAACGAGCCAGUACUUUUUAUGAUUCCUUCCGCCGCCAUCGUUCCUUCGAGUCUAUGCCGAACCCUAAUACUUCAGCAUCUCCCGCCCCUCCCGAGAGCGAGGCCGAGUAUGAGCAGGAACACAGACCUCUAGUUGGUGUUCAGGAUGUCGAUAUGCUGGACAUGUCUCCUUCUCACCACGGUGCCCGACGCCGUUCCACGAUGUCCAGACUAGGUUCAAGAGUGUUGCCCGACUCAGUUGUGCGUGGCUUGCUCAGUAGCGGCGAGGAAACCGCUGCUGAAGGACGGGCCUUACGUUUGGGUAGCACACCUCCAUCGAUGAUACAUGACCGCCCGGGAAGAGACCGUCCAAGUUAUGAUAGCAACAACCGGUUAUCCUUGACUGAUUCUAUAUCCAGGCUGGCUGACUCUCAUCCGUAUGCCAUUUCUCAUCCACUCCCACCUGCUUUCCCUGUCAUAUCAGAUUCCAGUUCACCAUCCCAAUCUGGGUCUGUCACUCCACGCAUUGAUACACCAACACGACUUUCUUCUCCCACCAUAUCCUCCCUCCGAUUUCGAAACCGCUUCGGUAGAGUUAGAGACUCUAUCUCACUUCCCUCCCGCAUCUCCAGCCUGUUUGGCCGGUCUUCCGAACAGCUACAGUCAACCCAAGGCUCUCGAGAAUCUGUCGCCAGGCCUCGUGUCACAUUUGCUGACGAAUCCGAUCAUCUUCUUCACUCAUCACAUCCACCCGAUCAUCGGCAUGACACCGACGAUGCUCCACACGAACUUGAUGCCGUCGAACCUGAAGCGAGGACAUUGCUCUCAGGCCCAAGAGUCACCUCAGGCAUGAGUACUAUUCGCCGGUUUCAGCCAGGAUUGCGUUCUCGCUCCACCCGCCUAAUUCGUCGUGGUGAACAUCCACCGUUGUCGCAGGUCCUCCAGCUUGCUGCAGCGGCAAUAGCCGCCCAGUUAUCGGGGCACGCAAAUGGUGGUCACUCCGGAGGUCGUCAUUUGGGCGAGACUUUCGACGGCAGCAUUCAAAAUUUCGUCCAGACGCUCCAAGAUGCAGCCACUGCCCAGGCUGGUGAAGCUAUCGACCUGAAUUCGAAUGACGGCGAUCUUCCUCCCGUCAACUUUAUGAGAGUUUUCCAAUUUCCAAAUGAUGAAAAUGGUUCUCCCAUCGCAGCCCAAGCCCAGUCAAGGGAUGCCAAUCAGAUGGAUUUGGACUCGAUUACUGGGCCCGGAGAGAACGAUCGUUCUGUCACCCUGGUGUUAGUGGGAGUCCGAUCACUUCCGCAUGGCCAGGACAGUAACAAUGGUGAGAACGGACCUCUGGGUCCAAGUCUCGACACUCUGUUGAGUCUGCCUUUCCUCCCUCCCGCGAAUGUCAUGCGCAAUGGAAGCUCUGGGGCUUUGUUCCGUCGUUCUGACGCCAGUGCUCGAGUGCGACCUAGCCAUCGACGUCACUCCAUGACUAACUUCAGCUUCCCUGCUCAAUAUGAAACACAAAGGCACCAACGUACUCGAGCGAGUGGCUCCCGAGCCUCAAACACGACUGAUCAAAUCUACCCCACAACUCCCGAUGCGAAUAGUGUGCCCAAUCUCAUCUCAGAAAGCCCACCAGGCCCAAAUCCUCCACCAUCCACUCCAGCAGACAUGAGAAGUGGACAAGCUUCACCCAUAAGACGACCCUCAUCUGCUUCAGCUGUGCAGCCACCAAAUCUUCCCGACCUGGAAGAAGACCGCACUCAAGUACCACCUGAGAAUCCAUCUUCACCUUCCGAGUCGUCGUUCAAUAUCGCUCGUCAGCGAAGACGCAGUGACUCGGAGUUCGCCCGUCGUCCAGAGCUGGGAUCAGGGGCUGCAAGAAGAAAUGGGAUGGUAGAGCCCGACCCCCCUCCAGCUGGAGUCGGGAGGAGCUGGUUGAUAUACGUGGUUGGCACAAAUGUAUCACCUGAUCAUCCGGCAUUCACUAUGCCCAGUCUUUUCACGGAUCAUCCCUCCUACGAAGACAUGCAGAUGUUGUCAGCUCUUCUCGGACCAGUCAAGCCUCCUGUCGCCACGCAGGACGAUGUAGGGGCUUCUGGUGGUCUCUUCCGUCUAAUGGUUCAAGAUGGUACGCUAGUUGGCUCCCUGGUUGGAGAUGCGGUCGAUUCAGAGGAUGGCCAAUCCUUGAUUAUCAACCUUGGUGAGCGGUGCUUGAUAUGUCUGUCUGAUUAUGUUGCUUCAGAGGAAGUGCGUCGUCUUUCAAAAUGCCAGCAUCGCUAUCACCGUGAGUGUAUUGAUGAGUGGCUCACUACUGGCCGAAACAGUUGUCCAAUGUGCCGAGGGCAGGGUGUCCGCGAGAACGGGACCACUUCAGGCACCAGCUCAGGGACGCAGCCAUCAACAACGAUUUGA